AUGAGGAGGAUGAGCGCAGAGACGCUGAUGAAGAGUCAGAGGACUGAGUGGAUGAUCUGCAGCUUCUCCUCCGACAGGACGGUUCAUGUUGUUUUAAUGAGGUUGUAUGAGGUGGAGAGACUUCAGCUGAACGUCCAGCAGCUGCUCGGAGGAGGUCAUGAGAAACACACGUGUGUGUAUUUGAGCUGAUGUUUUCACAGCUCCACAGUUUUUCCUCUGGGACAAAGUUCUCAGUGUUCCUCCACACCAACCCUGACUGUCAGCUGAUGGAGUCUGAGGACGCUGUGAGGAUCUUCUCAUGAGAAAAACUCCAGUCAAGGAAACGUUUAAACUUUUAUGAGUUUAGUAUAAAAUCCCCGUCACUCCCUCAGGUCGUGUUUCUCUCUUCAGAGUCUGAUUAUCAUCUCUGAGCGUCACAGCAGUUUAACCUCCAGAUUAGAGGUCAGAUACACACAUGAAACCACAAAUACACACAUUUAUAUAAACUACAAUCAGAGUUUUGCAUGUUGUUGUCGGUGCAGACAGCUCCGCUGAAAUGACCUGAUUGGAGUCUAAAGUUUAAAAACAACAACAAACCCAAGCAGAAAGAGGAGCUGCAGGGUUCGAAGUGUUCCUGUCACUGUUUCACAUUCACACGUGUUGACAUGGAUCUCAUAUCAAAGGUCAAGAGCGGCUCCGCCUCCUCCUCCCCGCUCUGAUGAUGCAAUGGAAAUCCAGAGGAAACGCAGAAAGCUUCAGUGGAAACAGUCGUUGUUUUGUUGAAACUCUGACUCUGAUUUCAGCCUCUGGAGCCGUUAUUCUGCAGAAGCAGCGGCGGCGGCGGCGGGGUCGGACUUCAGCUGCAGGAACAGUUUGUUUACAGAGAGAGAGAAAGGCGGGAAGACAUUCAGAAAGAGAGGGAGAGGGAGAGGGAGGGAGAGGGAGCGUUUCCUCUUAACGGCUGGAAAUACCAAGAAGAGGAGGAGAGGAGGGGGUUGGAAACAUUCCUGCACUGA
This is a messenger RNA of Xyrichtys novacula (pearly razorfish), 995 nucleotides long. NCBI's taxonomy places the organism in Eukaryota, Metazoa, Chordata, Actinopteri, Labriformes, Labridae. The record is from the annotation of a GenBank genome assembly.